Molecule: messenger RNA, 6808 nt
Organism: Pleuronectes platessa (European plaice)
Lineage: Eukaryota; Metazoa; Chordata; Actinopteri; Pleuronectiformes; Pleuronectidae
Gene: zer1
Product: zyg-11 related, cell cycle regulator
Exons: 16
Coding region: 425-2779 (784 amino acids)
Cellular component (GO): Cul2-RING ubiquitin ligase complex
Molecular function (GO): protein binding
Source: RefSeq, a predicted model, not a curated record
GGGUGUAGAAGUGUGAGGAGGAGGAGUCUGUUUGUUGACAUCGGAUGGAAGCGACCAUCGGAGUGAAGUCAGCGGAUCAAAGCUCCUUUUCUCCCGGCCUUCCAGACCCUCCGCCCCGGGGAAGCUGAGGUAGACCCGGCAGCGGAGCAGAGCUCACCCACCGGUGACCGCUGGUUGUAGCUGUUAGCAAAGGAGCUAGCGCUAGCCCCACUAGCUAGCCCCGCUAACAGCAUAGCAGGGAAAGUCAUCGUUAGCCAGCAGCUAAUUGAAGUGAACUGUGCGGACCCCGCUUCGCUUAAUGAAGCUUUGAACAGAGGAACACGCGCGGCUGAGAGUUGCACUCGGUCCGAGCAGUGCUCGCCUCCUGAGGGGACCUGCACUGGUCUGUGUGUGAUCUGAGCUGGAGAAGAAGGGGGGGGCGAACAUGGCGGCCAAAGCAGGAGACAACCCUGAGAGCCUCAUGACUCUGGCGACCGUGUUCUGCCUGAGGAACCUCAGGAAGACCAUGUGCUACCAGGGCUUCAAGAACAAGCUGUGCCUGCGCUCGGACAUCUUCCUGCCCAGUGAGAUCUGUGACAAGCUGGUCAACACAUACAUGGAGCUGGUUCACACGGACAGUAACUUUGAACCAGAGGAGAGCUUCUUCCAGCUCUUCUCAGACCCUCGGAGCACCAGACUGACCAGGGUGCAGCUGAGAGAAGACUUUGUACGGGACAGAGAUCUGGAGGCCAUUAGAAAACAGGACCUGAUUGAGCUCCACCUCACCUACUGCAACAGCCUGUCGUCCCGCAGCCUGAAGACGCUGACCUGCUUCCGCGAGACUUUGCUGUCUCUCUGUCUUUUUGGCUGCAGCCACAUCUUCUACAGGAAGGGCGGCGCCCCACUCGCCUGCAACGAAGACUCGGAGGACGAGGAGGAGGAGACCCCUGUUUCUAGGCAGGCGUUAGAGAUGGACUUUAACUUCCAGGGGUUCAACCGUCUCCGACUGCUCAACCUGGGCGGUCUGCCUGACGAGAUGGAUGCUGAGACGCUGCUCAAACCCCUGAAGUCUCUCACCUCACUAGAUCUGUCUAAUGUGCAGUUGCCGGGAACAGCAUUUCUCACCCAGUGGAAAGACAGAUUGGCCUCGCUUGUCCUCUACAACGUGGAUCUGUCGGAGGAGCUGGUCAGCACAGUGGUGGAGCUUGUUAAUCUCAGGCAUUUCGACAUCUCGCGGGAGAGCCGGCGGACCUCAAAGUUCAAGAUGACACGCAAGAUUUUGACAGCGUUCGUCCAGCGUCUGGUCAAUCUGGUGUCCCUGGACAUCUCAGGUCACAUUAUGCAGGACAACUCUACAGUUCCACACUUUGAAGAAGCCAUAGGGCGACCGAGCAUCGAGCCGUGCAAGAGCAGCAUCUAUCCGCUCCAGGAGCUGAAGAGGCCGCUGCAGUUCCUGGGCCUGUAUGACACUACGCUCUGUAACGUCACUCACAUCCCUGCUUAUAAGGUGACUGGAUCAAAGAAUGAAGACCAGGUCCUGAAUGCGAUCGAAGCUUACACAGAGUUCCGUCCUGAACUCGCCCACAGAGCCAUCAAUCAGCUGUUUGACAUCGCCAGGAUACAGCACUGUAGUCAGCUGCUCCGCGCGUUGCAACUCGUCAUCGCAGCGUUGAAAUGCCAUAAAUAUGAUAAGAGCAUCCAGGUGACGGGCAGCGCCGCUCUGUUCUACCUGACCAACACGGAGUACCGCAGCGACCAGAGUGUGCGGUUACGCCGAGAGGUCAUUCAAGUGGUACUGAAUGGAAUGGAGCAGUAUCAGGAGGUCACCGUCCAGAGGAACUGCUGCUUGACUCUGUGCAACUUCAGCAUCCCUGAGGAGCUGGAGUUCCAGUACAGUCGGGUCAACCAGCUGCUGCUGAAGAUCCUGGAGCCGGCCCGGCAGGACGAGUCCAUCCAGAGAAUCGCUGUGCACCUGUGCAAUGCUUUGGUCUGUCAGGUGGACAACCAUCACAAGGAGGCUGUGGGGAAGAUGGGCUUUGUUAAGACCAUGUUAAAUUUAAUUCAGAAGAAGCUUCAAGACAGGACGUGUGACCAGGUGAUGGAGUUCUCCUGGAGCGCUCUGUGGAACAUCACAGACGAGACACCUGACAACUGUCAAAUGUUCCUCAACUGUCGGGGGAUGAGUCUCUUUCUCGAGUGUCUUCAGGAGUUUCCAGACAAGCAGGAGCUUCACCGCAACAUGCUGGGGCUCUUGGGAAACGUGGCUGAGGUCAAAGCCUUGAGGCCUCAGCUGCUCACCCCCCAGUUCAUCACCGUUUUCAGUAACCUUCUGGACAGUAAGGCCGACGGGAUCGAGGUGUCGUAUAAUGCCUGUGGCGUGCUCUCACACAUCAUGUUUGAUGGGCCGGAGGUUUGGUCGAUGGAGGAACCGCUGAGAGACACCGUGAUGGACAAGAUGAUGGACGCCAUUCAGAGCUGGGACGUCAGCUCACGGCGCAACAUCAACUACAGGUCGUUCGAGCCGAUCCUGCGGCUGCUGCCUCAGGGCAUCGCUCCGGUCAGCCAGCACUGGGCCACCUGGGCUCUCUUCAACCUGGUGUCAGUUUACCCGGGCAAGUAUUGUCCUCUGCUGAUUAAAGAAGGAGGAGUCAUUCUCCUGGAGAAAGUUCUGGAACUGGACAGCUCACAUCCAGAGACCAAGGACAUGGCCAGGAAAGUGAUGGAGCAGUGUGAAACCUUCAAGGACGACCCCAUGGAGACAAACCAGGGACAGGAGGUAAACUUCGGACAAAGAGGUUGACGCCACAGGAGCAAUCAAUGAAAGCGACCUACGGCCCUGCCCACCGCCAUCAUCACGAGGGUCGAUCGUGUGCAUUAUUCUUACUCUUAUCAUUCUUAUUAUUUUCUAGAGCAGAACUGUCUCUGAGCUGUCGCAGCAGUUUGGACAGAACCUUAAUAUUUGACACGUAGGACAGCAGACGUGGUGCAUGGUGUUUUGUUGUGAGGGUGCUUACCUGCUGCACAUGAGCAUCUCUUUGGGUCUGUGGGGGGGGUGACUCUGUUUCCUGUGUGUGUGCGUGUGCGUGUGCGUGUCACAGACUUAGCGACGGAACAGAACAGUUGGAGUGAAGCUCGAUCUCAGUGGAAGGAAACAAACUCCCUCCUCAGCUCACUGCCUUCAAGGCCUCGUCGUGUCCUUUGCUCUCCUCCCAGUUCUCAUGCUCGUCCGCCCAGUUGCGGACACGUGUACAGUGAAUAUUAGCCAUUAUGUGUGUAGACUGCAGAGAAGAGUCACACUGAUGUUUGAUGUGACGGGAGACUUUCCCGACCUCGUGGCACAACGAUGGACUUCUUUGUUAAAUAUGUAAAUAUUCUGUUUGUCUCAUCCUUUUACUGUGCGUAUGUUUUAUAAUAUAACUGUAAACACUCAUGACUUUUCUCUAUAUUUAAAUCUCUAGGUUUGACUAAUGUGUGGUCAGUGAUCAGAAACUAUUAACAGAAAAUUCUGUCAUUCAGGUUUUGUGUAGAAAACCUGGACCUCUUCGUUCUUAAAGGAUCAUUUAGAUUCGAGCUACAUCCACAAGACCACGUUUUCCUUUUGAAACCACUACAGAGUUUCUCAGCUUCUACAUCAGAGACGUGUGUAAAACGCUGCUGGUUGUUUUAUUAGGUUUGUGUUUUCAUCAGUGAACAGAAACUGAGACUUAAGUAAACGAUGACGCAGACGUUCUCGUCCUGAUUGGUUCUCAUUAGUCACAUGACUCGACUAGCAGGGGUGGACACAAAGCGUCGCUAACACUUCCUGUCAGUGGCACUUCCUGUCAGUAGCACUUCCUGUCAGUGGCACUUCCUGCUCUGACUCGUCACCAUCACUGCUCCUCCUUCAGAGGAGUUUCUGUUACUAAUCAACCAACUGCAGAGGAGACCAUCUACUUCCUGUUUACAUCACAUGACCAGUGGACGUGAACGGUCAUGUGACGUGUUUUCAGGAUGUUAGAUUGAGGUGUUAAUGAUACGGAGCUAAAGAUGGAGCUGGUGUGAACAGAGCUGAUUUGAGUUUUUAAAUGAAAACGUUUGUGGUGUGGAUGCAGCCUCUGGUUGUUGUGUUUGAAUUAUCUGGCACGUCACCUGAUUCCCACCAGUCCUCACUGGAGACAGAUCUGAGCUUCGUCCAAAAGGACCCACAGAGAAUUCUCUACACGGCCAAAAGUAUGAGGACACUUACAAAGGGACACAACGCGUUUGAUUUGAAAGAACCGUCCCGACCGGCCCAGACUCCAACGUGAUGCUAGUUCCAUCCAACGACUGUGAUGGUUCCUGAAGCCGACGAGUGGAGGCUGUCAGAGCAUCUGCUCAACUUACUGUCGUAACAUGUUCAACUCUGGGUCACUGCAGUAGAGCUAUCGUGUUAUUUUUAACUUUAUUCAACAGUCCCCUUCCUGUCAUUACCUGCAACUACAUUACCCACAAUUCAAUUCAGCAAAAGACGGUUCAUUCACGGAUGGAGGUGUGUCAUGUUCUUUCAAGCUUUGUUUCGUGUCCACACACAAUAUAGUGUCUGAGGUCGUCUAACCAUACAGACGACAUCUUGAAUCUCAAUUACUCUGCCCCUCCUUAACUCACCAGUGCCUCUGGUGGUCGGGUUCUGUGCCAGAUAAUGACAGAGACGAAGUUGAAACGAUCAUUUAACGACCUCUGAUGACCCCUCGUGUUUCCUGGGGUCAACAUGCUGCUACGUUUCUGCUUCACUGCGAUCAAACACUUUGCUCUUGAAGCUGAGAGGAGGAAAAUGAAGUGGUGCGUUCACGUCUAUGUUAAAAUAUUUGAAACUGGAAAGAUGUGUUCAAGAAGUCUCAGAAAUUAAAACAUCAUCCUCACAGGAACUGAACACUAUCGCAGAUCUCACCUUGAACUUGUUCUCACUUAACUCGACUCACUUAAAUCUGAGUCUGAGUUUAUUUACUCCAUUUGUGACCUUACAGGCACCUGUAGCUUCGACUCUCAGUGGAACGUUAAAGUAGACGUGUUUUUUUUGUGUUUCUUUCCUCUCGUGUGUUAUAAAGAUUUUUGCUGAAUGUAGAAGUUCUGCAAAGUUUAAAAGCCCAAAGUCUGUGGUAAAGUGAGUUCCUCUCCUGAAACACCUCGUUAGUACCGGCUGAUACUUCCUCAUCAUCGUGAUGUCAUGACGCCCCACAUCUGCAUAAUCCCCACCUGGCGUCGAGCCUCCCAGAGCUCCUCGUCAGUCGUCUGGACGAUAGUUAAAAACAACUGACACGGUUUCCCCAACACAGUCAGGUAGUGGAGCAGCCGACCAAUCAGAGCAGACUUUUAUCAAGAGGAGGGUCUUAAAGAGACAGGAGCCAAAACCAAGUGUCCGAGGAAAGUGAUGUUUUUUGAUCAUUAAUAAAAACAUUUUACAGUCAUAACACUAUUUAAAAUCAUCAACCUGAAGAUGAAUAUUUCUCCUUUAACUAUAUCAACAGAAUAUGAAUCUGUGUGGGCAGGUUCUGGUCUCAUUUAUCUUUUGCGAUGGUUGAAUGGAUAAAGGAAAAUUGAAUCUGUUUAUUGUACUGAAUUUUUCUUGUGUUGGCUUGGGCAAAAAUUGACUAUUUCCAUUAUUCAUCAAUUUUAUAUUUAUAUUUUACAAAUAAUGGUAAGCUGUGAACAGUUCCUAAGUCUGAGGUCCGAGCUGUUUCUUCGUUCCAGUUUGACUCCGGUCCCCCAGCGCAGCGAUGCUGCUGGUGUGACUGGGACGCGAAGCUGGAGCUGAAGGAACACACAUGCAAUGAUGGUUAUUUUCUCCUGCAGCUGGUUUAUUUGAAUCAGGUCUGACAUAUUAAACAGUGGUUUCUAAUAACACCACACUGGCUCCAGUGUGCUGCUCAGUGACUUUAAAUAAAGAUGGACGACGCAUUGCCACUUCCUCCCCCCCCCCCCACUGUACAAGCCAACUAUCAUUAAAUAACUGAUUCAAACCAACUCAUCAGAAACACCUGAACAAACAUCGGUGGGAUAAGAACGACCUGAAAUGACAGAAACAUCUUUACAAACAUUUAAUUCAAGUUUCUUUGAUUCUUUAGUUUGGUCCAUGUCCCAUUUGCUAACAUGGAGGUUAAUAAUGUGAAGUGCAGUCAGCCACCAGGGGGAUGGAGAUGGUUUGGCUUCACAGUUAGUCGUCCAUCUUUAUUUACGCUCAGCUCCAGCCUAUUUACAGUUUGUCGAUGCUGAACAGAUUUUUAUUGGACUUUUCAGAUCGCUCACAUUUGGUUUUAUUCACUGAGCUGAUUUCCUUGUCACGUACAGUUUAUUGGAAUCUGAUCGGUACAGUCGUGUUUUUGUUUCUAUUUUCACUCACGUUCACGUGAACAUAAGCUUGAUCAGAGACUCAAUGUUUCUGUCAGGAAUUCAACUGAGGUCAAAUCUGAGUCGGUUAGCGACACGGUGUUUGAUCUAAGGUGCUUGAGGUGGAAAGUGGAUUUAUCUUCAGCCUCCAUCACUCAUCUGACUUCUUAGUUUCCAUGAAUGCUUCCCAUGAAGAAACACAUUGUGAUGGCAGGUAGCUACUGUGGGUUGUUGACUGUUCCUGAUUAUUUAUAAAGAUGUAUGUGCUGAAAUUUAAAAAAGAAAUGAUGAGAAACUGCUGUGUCACAAACUGAUUUCACGUUUCUGAAGUGUGUUGACACUCUGUCAUUGGUUUCUUUUGUAAUUGUAAUCCAAAUCUGAGUGAGGGACAUUUGAUCCGAACUGUGUGGAGUUUUUCCUGAUCUGAAUAUUACCAGGCCGUUGGUGUAAAGGAAAGAGUAAGCAAUAAAGAUGGAGUGGGAAAGAG